AUGGGAGACCGGUCCGAAGCAAGCCUCCCAAUGGAUAUUCCAGCCACUUACAAGGCUGUGGUCUUCGACAGACCUGGUGAAAUCAGUACGAAAGUCGUCGAGCUCGAAACACCCAAACCUGGGCCGGGAGAGGUGCUAGUGAGACUGACCAAGUCCGGGGUCUGCGCCAGUGACCUCGAGAUCAUGAUAGAUGCUUGGCCUAUACCUUGCGUGCCUGCCGGCCAGGUCGGUGGCCAUGAAGGUGUCGGCACGGUGGUCAUCCUGGGACCCGGUACUGAAGGAACGGUCAAAAUAGGAGCUUGCGUCGGAGUUAAACGAGUCGCCAAUGUCUGUGGCUCUUGCGGUCCCUGCCUUGACGGUCGGGAUGGCCUGUGUCCCAACCAGAACAUCUCGGGCUGGUACCACCCGGGCACGUUCCAGCAGUACGUCGUCGCACAGGCAUCCUACCUCACCCCCAUACCGGAGGGUUUAUCGCCGGAACUGGCAGCUCCGAUGCUGUGCGCGGGCGUGACCACGUACGCGGCCCUCCGUAAAGCCAAUACCAGGGGCGGGCAAUGGAUCGUGGUAUCCGGUGCAGGUGGCGGGUUAGGACAUAUAGCGGUCCAAUUAGCCAAGAACGCAUUCGCUCUUCGAGUGAUUGGUAUAGACGUGGGUGACAAGGAGUCGUUUGCGAAAGAAUGCGGCGCAGAAAAGUUCAUCGACCUCACAAAACUUAAGGGAAAAUCUGCUUCUGAAGAAGUUUACCGAAUCACAGGUGGAGAGGGCGCUCACGCCGUCGUGAUUUGCACAGGAAACAAUACCGCAUAUGCGCAAGGGCCCGACAUGCUCAGAUUCGGUGGCACAAUGGUAUGUGUAGGAUUGCCAGGAGGACCACGCAAAAACAUCGAGGGACUGAGCCCCGGGAAACUAAUCGACAAGGAACUCAGCGUGGUAGGAAGUCUCUUGGGAUCCAAAAGAGACGCCGUCGAGUGUUUGGACUUUGCCGCCAGAGGUGCAGUGAAGAUCCACGUCGAGGUUCGAGGCAUGAAUGAUAUGACCAAGACAUUCGAACAACUCAAAGCUGGUCAUUUGUCUGGCCGAGUUGUCUUGGACCUUGCUUAA
Messenger RNA from Exophiala oligosperma, 1101 nucleotides. RefSeq lists its product as uncharacterized. The coding region runs from base 1 to 1101 and encodes 366 amino acids. Gene Ontology annotation, molecular function: oxidoreductase activity. The record is from RefSeq and is a predicted model, not a curated record. The transcript has 3 exons. Lineage: Eukaryota; Fungi; Ascomycota; Eurotiomycetes; Chaetothyriales; Herpotrichiellaceae.